UUACUAUUGCUUGCAAUGUGACACUAAAAUAUAUACUCUCUCUCUCACACACACACACCACAUACACACACACCCCCAUGCACGCACACAGACACACACACGUUCACACAUACCUACACACACACACACAGAGCACUGGGGUAUCCAAAGUGGAAUACUAAAGGAGAUACAUAUAACAAAAAGCAACAAGAAGGGAAACCAAUCUUGCAAAACAAGGAACUAUUUUUUUAUAACUCUUAUUUCUUCUGAAACAUGUUUGGGUCUACCAUGGCACUGGAUUUUGUAGUGGUUUUCUGCUUGGCAUCUGCAAUUGCAGCAGUGGAAGAAACCUUGAUGGAUACCCGAACGGCUACAGCUGAGCUGGGCUGGACUGCAAACCCACCUUCAGGGUGGGAAGAAGUCAGUGGCUAUGAUGAGAACCUGAAUACCAUCCGCACUUACCAGGUGUGCAACGUCUUCGAACCCAAUCAGAACAACUGGCUCCUUACCACGUUCAUAAACAGACGGGGGGCUCACCGCAUCUACACCGAGAUGCGCUUCACUGUGCGGGACUGCAGCAGCCUUCCCAAUGUCCCUGGCUCCUGCAAGGAAACCUUCAACCUGUACUACUAUGAGAUGGACUCUAUCAUUGCCACCAAGAAGUCGGCCUUCUGGAUGGAGGCGCCCUACCUCAAAGUGGACACAAUUGCUGCUGAUGAGAGCUUCUCCCAGGUGGACUUUGGGGGCCGGUUGAUGAAGGUAAACACGGAGGUGAGGAGCUUCGGACCCCUCACCCGCAAUGGCUUUUACCUUGCCUUCCAGGACUAUGGGGCUUGCAUGUCACUGCUUUCGGUCAGGGUCUUCUUCAAGAAGUGUCCGAGCGUGGUGCAGAACUUCGCCAUCUUCCCAGAGACCAUGACUGGGGCUGAGAGCACCUCUCUGGUGAUUGCACGUGGCACCUGCAUUCCCAAUGCUGAGGAGGUGGACGUGCCCAUUAAGCUGUACUGCAAUGGCGAUGGGGAGUGGAUGGUUCCCAUCGGCCGCUGCACUUGCAAGGCCGGCUACGAGGCUGAGAACAAUGUGGCCUGCAAAGCUUGUCCAGCAGGGAUGUUUAAGGCCAACCAGGGUGUGGGGACCUGUGCCCAGUGUCCCACCAACAGUCGCUCUACAUCGGAGGCCUCUCCCAUCUGCACCUGCCGCAAUGGCUACUAUCGUGCUGAUUUUGACCCGCCAGAGGCUGCCUGCACCAGUGUCCCGUCAGGGCCCCGCAACGUUAUCUCCAUUGUCAAUGAGACGUCCAUUAUUCUAGAGUGGCACCCACCCCGGGAGACAGGCGGGCGUGAUGACGUGACCUACGACAUCGUCUGUAAGAAGUGCCGGCCUGACCGCCGCAGCUGCUCCCGCUGCGAUGACAAUGUGGAGUUUGUACCCAGACAACUGGGCCUGACAGAGACCCGGGUCUUCAUCAGCAGCCUCUGGGCCCACAUGCCGUACACCUUUGAGAUCCAGGCUGUUAAUGGUGUCUCUGGCAAGAGCCCCUUCCCCCCGCAGCAUGUGUCGGUGAACAUCACCACAAACCAAGCUGCUCCCUCCACAGUUCCCAUCAUGCACCAGGUAAGUGCCACCAUGAGGAGCAUCACGCUGUCGUGGCCUCAGCCAGAGCAGCCCAACGGCAUCAUCCUGGACUAUGAGAUCCGUUACUAUGAGAAGGUGAGCCGGAUCUGCCACCCCGAGAUCAGCAGCACUGUGGGCUCACGACCAGCCACCGACCACAAUGAGUACAAUUCAUCUAUGGCCAAGAGUCAGACCAACACAGCCAGGAUUGAGGGGCUGAGGCCAGGCAUGGUGUAUGUGGUGCAGGUGCGAGCCCGGACAGUGGCUGGCUAUGGGAAAUACAGCGGGAAAAUGUGCUUCCAAACACUGACAGAUGAUGACUACAAGUCGGAGCUGAGGGAGCAGUUGCCUUUGAUCGCAGGGUCUGCAGCAGCCGGUGUGGUCUUCAUUGUCUCGCUGGUGGCCAUUUCAAUCGUCUGCAGCAGGAAGCGGGCUUACAGCAAAGAGGCCGUGUAUAGUGAUAAAUUACAACACUACAGCACUGGCCGAGGCUCUCCAGGGAUGAAGAUCUACAUUGACCCCUUCACUUAUGAGGACCCCAACGAGGCUGUCCGUGAGUUUGCCAAGGAGAUUGAUGUCUCCUUCGUGAAGAUUGAAGAAGUCAUUGGAGCAGGGGAGUUUGGAGAAGUGUAUAAAGGACGUCUGAAACUGCCGAGCAAGAGGGAAAUCUAUGUGGCCAUUAAGACAUUAAAGGCUGGCUACUCUGAGAAGCAGCGUAGGGACUUCCUGAGUGAGGCCAGCAUCAUGGGACAGUUUGACCACCCAAAUAUCAUUCGGCUGGAAGGAGUGGUGACCAAAAGCCGGCCAGUCAUGAUCAUCACAGAGUUUAUGGAGAAUGGAGCUCUGGACUCCUUUCUGAGGCAAAACGAUGGGCAGUUCACAGUCAUCCAACUGGUGGGGAUGCUCAGGGGAAUUGCUUCGGGAAUGAAGUACCUUGCGGAGAUGAACUACGUGCACCGGGACCUUGCUGCCAGAAACAUCCUGGUCAAUAGUAACUUGGUGUGCAAAGUGUCUGACUUUGGCCUCUCACGCUAUCUGCAAGAUGAUACCUCUGACCCAACCUAUACCAGCUCCUUGGGUGGGAAGAUCCCGGUGAGGUGGACAGCCCCCGAGGCCAUUGCCUACCGCAAGUUCACCUCUGCAAGUGAUGUCUGGAGUUACGGCAUUGUCAUGUGGGAAGUGAUGUCCUUUGGAGAGAGGCCGUACUGGGACAUGUCCAACCAAGAUGUAAUCAAUGCAAUUGAGCAAGAUUACCGUCUUCCCCCUCCUAUGGACUGCCCAGCUGCGCUGCACCAGCUCAUGCUAGACUGCUGGCAGAAAGACCGCAACACCCGCCCUCGCUUCACUGAGAUAGUCAACACCCUAGAUAAAAUGAUCCGCAACCCGGCAAGCCUCAAAACUGUGGCUACCAUCACCGCUGUGCCUUCUCAGCCACUGUUAGACCGCUCCAUCCCAGAUUUCACUGCCUUUACCUCAGUAGAAGAUUGGUUAAGCGCCAUUAAAAUGAGCCAGUACAGAGACAACUUCCUGACUGCUGGCUUCACCUCCCUCCAGCUUGUUGCCCAGAUGACCUCAGAAGAUCUCCUGAGAAUAGGGGUGACUUUGGCCGGACACCAGAAGAAGAUUCUGAACAGUGUCCAGUCUAUGAGAGUACAGAUGAGUCAGUCUCCAACCUCGAUGGCAUGACGUCUCUCAUUUUAUGGGGAUGGGAAAGGGAGGGGAAGCAAUGAAGGGUCAGAAGUGGAAUGGGAGGAACAGACUGACAAAGCAGUGAAAAAUAUGGAAGAGUUGAAUUAUCGUCUGAGAACUGUAGCAGCUGCAGACAAAGAACACAUGGGACUCGUUUCUAACCGGCAGCUUCCGUUUCUCACUAACAGAAGCACAUUUACCAAUGCCAGGGGAAACAGCAUAUAAAUAAAUAUAAAUGUGUACAAAUCAUAUAUUUAAAAGACAAUGAAGACAAACCAAUGUGUGUUGGGAAAAAAAUAGACUCCAAUCCUACCACCAGUGAGCAGUAGUCAAAACUGAUAAGAAACAAGGGGCCAGUGGGGUGGGGAGAGGUGCAAGAAUUGAGUUUCCAACCCAGAGAAACCAUCUUCACAACGACAUUCCUUUUCUUUUCUUCUUUUGCUCCCCUCCCUGACCUUCUCUCCCACACCCCAUUCCCUUUCUACUUAUGAUCUAUGUGGAAGUGUCUUCAAAAGUAUCCACAGCUACCUACUGUAAUAUCAAGAUGUUGUUCUGUCAAGUACCAAAGGACUUCACUGACCACUGCAUGGGGGAUCCAAAUAAAUCCAGUUAAUGUCUUCAUAUUGAAGAAGAGAUGUACCUUCAAUAGAAAACCUUGUUUUUCUUUUGCUUGCACUUUUUUGCAAAAAGGAAAAAAAAAACAUAAUGGAAAAAGAAAAAGGUGUUCCCAUGUGCGCGCGCACACAUUUGUAUGUGUACUUUGUCAACUUACUGUGGAUCCACUGCUUCUCCAUAACAGAGAAAACAAACCAACGCAAGUGGAAUGGACGGUAAAUUCAUAACCUCCAGUGGAACUGCUGGUGUGGGGGAAGGGACCAGUGACUGGCUUUGCUUUCUGUCUGGAUCAAUUGCACCUGGAAUGUUUAAAGAGAAAUAAGAAAAAAAUAAAGCAAACCCAACUCUCAAUGUUUUUGCAAACUUGGAGGAAGAAGCAAAGGAACAGUCAGGUUGGAUACUGCACGGGUUUCAUAUGGGAUUAUUAUGAGAUGCACAGUGUUUGUUACGGGAUUGUUGACUGCAGAGGCAACAGGAAAAGAAGAUGGAGAGAGACACUCUGGAAAAUAGACCGGUUAGUCCUCCAGCAUCUCUGUGAUCUGCAAAAGAUGGCUAUGGAGAACUUUUUUUUCCAUCAUGUGGACCUAAAGAUUUUGCUAUUAAAUUACUCACUUAGGUUUCAUGGCUUCAGAGGUAGGUCCAUAUGUUUUGCGUGCCUCUGUGUCCAUUUAUCCUUCCCUAUUAUAUCUUUUUGCUCACUUCACUGGGGCAUCUCCACUGAAUGUUUUCCAGUGUUUGAUUUGUUGUUCAUCUGUCAGUCUCUUUGCAAAUUUGAUCUGUCUAGUUAAAAUUACUAGAAGUAUGUCAGUGUUUACAUAAAACGUUGCAAGAAUGGACAGUCUAGCCUCUCUCUGGAAUAUGUGAAGAGUUUAUAAAAAGAAUGAACUCUUAGUAAGGACUUUACUUAGCUCAUUCUGUGUGAUUUAUCAUGCUCCAUUACCACAUUAUUACAGAAAUCACAGUUGUCAACAAAGUGUAUUCAUGGUAUAGGGAAUAGAUUUCAUGGCCCACUCUUCCAAACUCAGAGGUCUGAUCAGUCGUUUGAAGGAGCCUGCCUAGCGUCCGACCAGAAUUAGCUGAGUUGCUGCCAAGCCUGGCAUAUGAGUGCCUAAGAUUCAUCUCUUUAAGGAAUUUCAGUGGCUCAGUAUCUCACAUCUAUGAUUUGAUGGCUCACUAGUUCACAUCCAUCAUUGUGACCAUGCAGAGAUGUGAUGAUCUGGGGAAAAAACAGAAACUUUUGGAAAAAACAGAUUUUUUUCCAUUUUUUUCUGAGACCCAGUAUGGAAAAAUUAACAGUUUGGGGAACCAUUUAAAAGAAACUGUUACAUGAAAUAUUUUCUCUCAAUAUGAAUAGUGAAAGAAGAAGGAAAGAAGGAAAAACUUGAGCUGUGCUAGCAUUUCCAAGAGUACAUUAGUAACUGUUUAAGUUAUACUGGUUCAGAGGAUGGCUAGGUUUGUCCACAAUUACAGCACUUACUGUAUAUAUAAUGAUAAUGCACUGUUAAAGAGUAUAGUAACUCCGCCACCAGAAAGUUUGAUACAUAGCUGAAUUUACUGUUGGUCCUUAAUAUUCUUCUCUGUUAAUUACAUUAUAGGGACAUUCAUUUUCCAAGCUUUUUCUCUAGAAACAUGAGUUUCUUCUGUUCCUGCACAAUAAUGACGGGUCAGGUCUAUAUACGUACUAUGUCUGAGCCCAAAGGAUAUAACCUCCCAUUAUGUUUAUAAUAGUAUUAAUGUUUUCUAUUUUCAACAAUAGGCAAAAAAUACACCUAAGUACCUUAGUGUGCAGUUGCAGCUCCCUCCCUAAUACUAGGUGUAUUCAUCAUUAUUCUCUGAAUCAAAACUAAAGAAUUUAUACUUAGUUCAUAAAUAUGCCAACAGUACUUUUUAUGUGCUAACUAAAUUAUACACAUUACAUUUCUCAUUCUUAAAGAAGCAAAUAAAGUUUCAUUUUGAUAAGCAUGUAA
Gopherus evgoodei (Goodes thornscrub tortoise) is the source of this 5864-nucleotide messenger RNA. RefSeq names its product EPH receptor B1 (gene EPHB1). Gene Ontology annotation, cellular component: plasma membrane; neuron projection. Gene Ontology annotation, molecular function: transmembrane-ephrin receptor activity; ATP binding; protein binding. The record is from RefSeq and is a predicted model, not a curated record. The transcript is spliced from 16 exons. Gene Ontology annotation, biological process: protein phosphorylation; cell surface receptor protein tyrosine kinase signaling pathway; axon guidance. Bases 253 to 3279 code for a protein of 1008 amino acids. Lineage: Eukaryota; Metazoa; Chordata; Testudines; Testudinidae.